Messenger RNA from Striga hermonthica, 696 nucleotides. Lineage: Eukaryota; Viridiplantae; Streptophyta; Magnoliopsida; Lamiales; Orobanchaceae. The record is from the annotation of a GenBank genome assembly.
AUGAAAAAGGGCGACGCGAACCCAGCCUGCGCCGUGUGCAAGUACCAGAGGAGGAGAUGCACUCCCAACUGCCCCUUAGCCCCUUAUUUCCCGGCCAACCACCCCAACACCUUCCAGAAUGUUCACCGUCUAUUCGGGGUCUCCAACGUAACCAAAAUACUCGACAGCCUACACAGCUCCGACCAGAAGGAGGACGCCAUGAAAUCCAUCAUCUUCGAGGCUGAGAUGCGGCGGAGGUAUCCGGUCCACGGCUGCUCGGUCAUUAUACAACAGCUUCGUUUUCAGAUAGAGUGCGCGCACCAAGAGCUCCGUCGCCUGUAUUCUCUGUGUUUGCAGGUUGCCGCUUGUGAGGAACAAUUGAAUAAUAAUAAUUAUAACAAUCAUUUGAAUUUGGAUAUUGGAUCGGGUAAUGGAAAUGGCGCCGCUAUUGAUGAUAAAAUGAUGGCGAUGGACGAUGACAGUAGUGCAGGAAUUCCACAUCGGAGGUCGGAGGCUUUUUUUGCUCAUUCCACGGCCUCGAGGAAGGAUGGCGUCGGCCUGGGCCCGCAACCUCUUUCUCCAGCCAGGAUUGUGCAUCGUCCUUCAUCGUUGCCUCUUACCCUCUGCCAGCCGUUGGAGCCCCUUGGCUUGCCGCUUUUCCUCUUAAAUUCUGAAUGGCGUCUCUCCAGUUUGACCAUGCGCGGACAUGUGGUGUAG